AUGAGUCAGUUAGAUGGAUAUCACAUGGUCAUUGUUUCAAGGUAUCUGACAACACUCCAUGAUCUUUUCAAUAUCGAGAAGAUAAACAAGAAAUACAAUGGCAAUUUGACUAAGUUCCAUGCCAAUCCGAUUCCAAUCAACAAGGACUCAAUAAAAUACUUCCCGAACAUUGAAACACUCAAUAUUUGGUCAGACUCUGCUGAAACGUUUGGCAAUGAAGUUUUUGGUCCAAAGUUAUUAAAGCCGAAGAAUAAACACACUUUCUUCCAUAUCAACGUUUGGUGCGAAGUAGAGUAUAAUCUUACUCAAACACAAACACCCGCAGAAGUCUCUUAUAAAAACAUAACUUACACUAUGGAUGAUUGUAAAAAAUAUGGCGAAUUAAUUCCAAAAACAGUGACUAAUUUGGGUUUAAGUUGCUUCAACAGUACUCAGAAAACGGCCAUUACAAUACCCAACAAUGUGACUUCACUUCAAAGAAGUUGUUUCUUCAAUGCGGUUUCUUUGGUUUCUGUUAAGCUUCCAAAGUACUUAAAAGAAGUUGGGGAGUCGUGUUGUCAUGUCUGUAAAGAUCUGACGUCGUUUGAUAUGCCAAACACAGUGACUUCUGUUGGCGCAGGUGCAUUUUUCGAGUGCAAAAAAUUGACUAUGUUGAGUUUCCCUGAUGGGGUGACUAAAAUCCCAGAACAAUGUUGCCAUAAUUGCGAAGGACUUAAAAGUGUCACUUUCCCCCCUUUCAUAAGUUCAGUGGGUUUAUUCGCUUUUGAAGAGUGUUAUUCCCUUCAAAGUGUUGAGAUCAAAAACUGCCAAUAUUGCAUUGGGAAAAUGGCGUUUUAUAAAUGCAGCAACAUCACUUCGUUGAGCAUUGGAAGGACUUUGAAAGAACUUGGAGAUGAGUGUUGCUAUAAAUGCGAGAAACUCGAGAAAGUGGAAUUGCCAAGUUCUAUCACUAGACUUGGAACUUGCUGUUUCAUGAAAUGCUCAUCUUUGGCGUCUAUUAAAUUGCCAGAAAAACUGAGUAAAGUAUCAUACAAUUGUUUCGAUGGAUGUGAAAAAUUGGAGGAAAUUGUUAUUCCAGAAGGGGUUGUUGUUUUUGAAGAGUGCGCAUUUAAAAAUUGCGUCAACUUGAAAAAAAAAUCUUUUUCGGGAUGUUCUAAUCUCGAGUUGGUUGUUCCAAGCACUGUGACAGAACUCGGAGAAAAUUGCUUCUUGGGAUGUUUAAAAGUUGAUGACAUGACAAAAAAAGAGUAA
Entamoeba invadens IP1 is the source of this 1251-nucleotide messenger RNA. RefSeq lists its product as hypothetical. Lineage: Eukaryota; Evosea; Mastigamoebida; Endamoebidae. The transcript is spliced from 2 exons. The record is from RefSeq and is a predicted model, not a curated record. Bases 1 to 1251 code for a protein of 416 amino acids.